AUGGGUGGUCGUUCAUCUUCCGACCUCGAGGCAUCAGUCGCCCAGCAAGUGGGCUACGCGGAACAUAGAGCCAAAAUGGAGAAGAAAACAAUGUGGCAGUCGCUGCGGGAGAACCCCAAGGUUCUGUUCAUCGCCUUCUUUGCCUCGUUUGGCGGGUUCGAGUAUGGUUACCAACAAGGAGUGCUCGGCCAGUCCUUGGUGAUGACUCGGUUUACUGAAAACUUCCCAUCGGUCGUCAAUUCCUCUGCGGCUACCGGAUGGCUCACCUCCGUCCUCCAGCUGGGUGGGAUUGUGGGAUCCCUAUCUGCCGGUGUCUUUGGGGAGAUCUUCUCGAGGAAGUACACCAUGUUCGCGGCAUGCUGCUGGGUCAUCUUGGGAAGCUAUCUCUACGUUGGCGCUUCGGCAGGUACGGCCUCUCUCCUAUAUGCUGGGCGAUUUUUUACCGGUCUGGGAGUUGGUCUUUUCAGCGGCGUGGGCCCCUUGUACAAUGCCGAACUUGCCGCUCCGGAAAUGCGAGGUCUCUUGGUAUCCUUCUAUCAAUUUGCAACCAUCUUGGGGAUCAUGAUUUCCUUCUGGGUGGGCUACGGCAGCAAUUACAUUGGCGGCACUGGUGAAACACAAUCCGAUCUGGCAUGGCGUCUGCCUUCCAUCAUUCAGGGCAUCCCCGCUUUUGCACUUGCCUGCGGUAUCUGGUUUAUGCCAUUCUCUCCCCGGUGGCUGGUCAAAGUCGGGAGAGACCAGGAGGCCCAGUCCACGCUCGCCUGGAUGAGGAAAUUGCCGGUGGACCAUGACCUUGUGCAGAUGGAAUAUCUCGAGAUCAAAGCAGAAGCAUUGUUCGAAAAGAGAGCCUUCCCCAACACGGCAGAAAAGGGAGUCUUUACGAACCAGUUGGCGCAGUAUGCAAACUGCUUCCGGACGAUGGACAAUUUCAAGCGUGUUGGCACCGCAUGGCUGGUAAUGUUCUUCCAGCAGUGGAGCGGAAUCGAUGCCAUCAUUUACUAUGCGUCCAACGUCUUUGUCAGUCUCGGGCUGACUGGCGGGACAAUCGCUCUACUGGCCACUGGUGUCACCGGAGUCGUGUUCAUGGUGAGCACUGUACCAGCUAUGCUGAUCAUUGACCGGGUUGGUCGGAAACCCAUGUUGCUCGUCGGUUCGGUGGUGAUGUUCUUGAGCAUGGUGAUUGUUGGCGUGAUUGUUGCGAAGUUCCAACACGAUUGGCCGUCUCAUGUGGCAGCCGGAUGGACUGCAGUUGCACUAAUUUGGCUCUACAUCGCUGGCUUUGGCGCCACAUGGGGACCAGUGUCAUGGACGCUAGUCUCUGAGAUCUUCCCUCUCUCGAUCCGAGCAAAAGGGGCUUCAAUCGGAGCCUCUAGCAACUGGGUGAACAACUUUGCCAUUGCAUUUUUCGUCCCGCCCAUGCUCAAGUCGUGGCAAUGGGGCACAUACAUCUUCUUUGCCGUCUUCCUUCUGGUUGGCAUCUUCUGGGUCCAAUUCUUCCUGCCUGAGACAAAGAACGUGUCCUUGGAGGAAAUGGACCGGGUGUUCAACAGUCAUACUGGUGAGCGCGACGCCGAGCUCCUUCGGGAAGCACAACACGAUGUCGGAUUGACGGCACUGGUGGCAAGGGCAGGAGGCAACGGUAUCUCGAAAGAGCCAAUUCCGGAAGAGAAGUUUGUGGAGAGGGUGUAA
Messenger RNA from Aspergillus thermomutatus, 1689 nucleotides. RefSeq names its product sugar porter family MFS transporter. Gene Ontology annotation, biological process: carbohydrate transport; transmembrane transport. The transcript is spliced from 5 exons. Gene Ontology annotation, cellular component: membrane. The coding region runs from base 1 to 1689 and encodes 562 amino acids. NCBI's taxonomy places the organism in Eukaryota, Fungi, Ascomycota, Eurotiomycetes, Eurotiales, Aspergillaceae. The record is from RefSeq and is a predicted model, not a curated record. Gene Ontology annotation, molecular function: carbohydrate:proton symporter activity.